AUGACUUCCAACCUAGUCUACGGCCGGCAGCUUACAGAAGCCCAUUUUGAGACCUAUCAGCGCAGGCAAAGCUUCCGGCUUCUUAGUGAAGAGUGGCACUUCUUGCUUGGUUUCCCCUCUGCCCCUGGCUUCUCAAGGGCAACUAUCCCCUCGGGCUCAAAGAGAGGCCUAGCUGCCGUUGACCUUGAGCAUUUCCAGGAGCUUCAAGUAGCCCGCUGGAAGCAGCUACGCAAGGUUAACCUUGACCUUGAGCUGCAGAGGCUGCUCGGCUCUAACGCCACCUUCCGGCAAGGCCAGAAGCCGAUUCUAGAGGCCAUCAUGACUGAAGAGCGUGAAUUCCUAGGCCUAGUUUACACCAAGGCCAAAGAUGCCACUAUCUUCCGGGCUCCCACAACCCGGCCUAAUAUCAGCUACAGGGUAGUUGAUUUCCCUCUGCUUCCCAAAGAGGGCUAUCUGCAGUCUGCUGAGAAUGCCCUGAGGCAGCUGCUUGAUAGCAAGCUUACCCUAUACCCUCGCCAGCCAAAGCUAUAG
This is a messenger RNA of Fusarium keratoplasticum, 531 nucleotides long. RefSeq lists its product as uncharacterized. Bases 1 to 531 code for a protein of 176 amino acids. The transcript is spliced from 2 exons. The record is from RefSeq and is a predicted model, not a curated record. Lineage: Eukaryota; Fungi; Ascomycota; Sordariomycetes; Hypocreales; Nectriaceae.